Messenger RNA from Colletotrichum karsti, 438 nucleotides. RefSeq lists its product as uncharacterized. The coding region runs from base 1 to 438 and encodes 145 amino acids. NCBI's taxonomy places the organism in Eukaryota, Fungi, Ascomycota, Sordariomycetes, Glomerellales, Glomerellaceae. The record is from RefSeq and is a predicted model, not a curated record. The transcript has 3 exons.
AUGGCACCUGUUACCAUCUGGGACGACAAGGCUCAUGCGGACCUUCUGAUCGCGCUCCUGCCGGUCUUGAAGCUCAGCAAGGACCAGUGGGAUGAGGUCCUGAACAGUGUCCGUGAGAAGGGCUACAACUACACUUCAAGCGCCGUCAUACAGCACCUGCAGAAGUUGCAGAAGAAGGAGGCUACCGUUGCCAACGAUAACGGAGAGGGCAGCAGCGCCUCUGCUGCAAACACUCCCAAGAAAACUCCCGCUAAGAAAGCGGCCACCCCGCGCAAGCGCAAGACUCCCUCUAAGAAGGUCAAGUCCGAGGAGGACGAUGACGAAGAGGACCAGAAGUCCGCUAAGAAGCCCAAGGCUCCUGUCCGUCCCGAUUUCCGCGACGUCAAUGAGGCUGAGGCCGCCGAGGAGGCCAUCGACUUCGCCGCUGCUUCCAUUUAA